This is a messenger RNA of Penicillium riverlandense, 1410 nucleotides long. Its product is annotated as Zn(II)2Cys6 transcription factor domain-containing protein. Gene Ontology annotation, biological process: regulation of DNA-templated transcription. The transcript has 4 exons. The record is from RefSeq and is a predicted model, not a curated record. Lineage: Eukaryota; Fungi; Ascomycota; Eurotiomycetes; Eurotiales; Aspergillaceae. Gene Ontology annotation, molecular function: DNA-binding transcription factor activity, RNA polymerase II-specific; zinc ion binding. Bases 1 to 1410 code for a protein of 469 amino acids.
AUGCCUAAUCCCGGCCGUCCUAGUCGGGACUGCUACAACUGCCGUCAACGACGUAUCAAGUGCGACCUUAAGCGCCCUGCAUGUGGUCAGUGCCUAAGGAAAGAGAUACAAUGCCAGGGCUAUCGAGAUGAGCUUGAAGCGCGUUUCCGCUUUGAGAAUGUGUCAUCUUUCACAGGGAAGAAGGGCAAAAAUUAUCAGAGAACGAAGAUCAGUGGGCCGAGAGCGCAAGUAUUGGGUGAGGGGUUCCCGCCAGAGGCUGAUAGUGCUGGCCAAGCAACAAAUGACGGGAAGGAUUUGCGUGUCCUGUUCCCUUCGGAUCACGCUGGACUGAUAAACAGGCCAAGCAUCAGCCUUCAAUACCCACUAGCGGAGCGAUGGGAAGCUCACAGUAUGCCGUUGGUCAUAAGCAAGAUGUCAUCCGAUGUCUUAAACGGCCACCGUAUAUCUAUCUACAAUGCUAUCCUCGACAUGGUUUCAACAUCCAACUCGGGGUCCACUCUGCACCAAGUCUGCGACGCUAUUGGGCGCGUCUAUAUCACAAAUACGACGACGCAUGCCCUUGCUGCUAGGUCUUCCCAGGCACAGUCAUACAGAAAGGCAAUCCUUGCUCUAAAUUCAGACCUUCGAGACCCUCGACUGUCCGAGGGUGACGAGACUUUAGUCUGCGUUUUUCUAAUGAGCGUUUAUGAGCAAUAUCAAGCUCUUCUGACAGGACAAGACUAUACCAAGGAGGCUUUGGUCUGGAUACAACAGUUUUAUGAGUGCGCUGCUCCGGCUGAAUAUAACAUCCUUCGGGUCGCCAUCUACUCCUACCACUGCACCCGAAUAUGCUUAUUCGCCCAAGGACUGAUCAACGCCGGUGACCCCGAGAUGGCCCUCUCCAGUUACCCCUCGGUACUACAGGAUAUGAACACCGUUGAAACACAACGGUACCCUCUAUCUGAUGAAAUAUGUCCGCAAGACCAUGUGAUCGAUCACCCACUCGGCCCAUACACACUGUUUCCUACCUCACUCCGACAUAUCGGUGUUCUUGUAUACCAAAGCACCUUUCGACUACAACUAUCCUGCAAGGUACAUUUGUUUCUACAGCAUGCUCUUCGUGCCCGUGCCUGCACACCACAGCAACAAACCCAGAUUUUCGACGCCCAGAAAUCCUGUCUUGAAGAGUUCCAAGCCCUGACAAAUCAAGUCCUGCACAUGCUAGCCGCAUUCUACCAGUUUGACUUUCUAACUUUGGGUCAAACAACGUCCAAUGAUCAGGCGGCUGUUUACAAAGUUGGUUUGUGGGAUGCAAUGCGCCUACUGUGGCCGUUGAGCAUCAUUUCCUUGUCUGCUCUUUCUUCAGACUGGCAGAGGGAUUCUGCUGCCAAAAUCCUUGAUAUAUUACAUACACAAGUGAGAUACAUAUAA